Molecule: messenger RNA, 2999 nt
Organism: Drosophila ananassae
Lineage: Eukaryota; Metazoa; Arthropoda; Insecta; Diptera; Drosophilidae
Product: late secretory pathway protein AVL9 homolog
Exons: 4
Coding region: 283-2385 (700 amino acids)
Cellular component (GO): cytoplasm
Source: RefSeq, a predicted model, not a curated record
UUUUGUACUUUUUGCGCUGUGCAACACACUUGCCGAGAAUUAGAGUUUCUAUAGCGACGUAGUGUUUUUCUUAAGAAAUUGCAAUUUUCAGUAGGUAAGCUGGAAGAACAAACAGAAGGAAUACAGCUAUAAGGAAGUGGCAACUACAAUUUGGAUAGCUAUAAACGCAUUCCGUAAUUAUUCAGCAAGUGGGAGCGAGGAACCUCCCUGGGAUUUUCGCAAAUUGGAAUUUUUGCAAACAACCAAAGACUUGGAGAAGUGGAAAAAACAAAGGAGUUUGCGAUGGCCAGCGCGCCGGAGAACAAACCGCCUAUACUGCACAUCCUGGUAGUGGGAUUUCAUCACAAGCUGGGCUGUCAGGUGGAGUUCUCCCAUCCGCCCCUUAUAUCUGGCUCUACCGGGCGGAAUGAAUGCCCCUCCGGAUGGAAAUAUCUGCCCACUUUGGCGCUGCCGGAUGGUUCGCACAACUUCACGGAGGACACUGUAUUCUUUAAUCUACCAAGCUUAUUUGAGCCAGCGGCCAGUAUCUACGGCGUAUCAUGUUACCGGCAAAUACCCGUGGAGAAGCUAAAAAUCCGUACUGCCGACCUCACCCGGAGCACGGUACAAAAGUCUGUUUGCAUUUUGGCCCGCCAACCGAUCUACGGUUACAUCGAGGUCAAGUUGGCCCUGAUAGCGGAUGCCUUCUUCGACCAGGGUGACUUCUCUGGCACGGAACUCUUGGUAAAGGCCUAUCAACAGCUGAACGCCUGCCUCCUGGACGACGAGUCCCGGCGGCCACUGCGCCACUUCCACGUAGGCUUGUCCUUGCGAGAGAUAGUGCUUCACUGGCGCCACAAAACCUUGAUGCUCUUCAAACUAUUCCUUCUCCAGCGAAGAGUCGUCUGUUUCGGCUCUCCCGUGCGCGGCAUGUGUGUCCUGAUCCUGGGCAUGGCUUCCCUUGUGCCCCGACUGCUGGAGAAGGGCUUCCAGGAGGUGGCGUGUGUGCGCACCUCCCGCCCCCUGUCGCCGAUGCCCGAUUUCACCGACUCGCUGCAAAGAGAGGCUCAAGCAGAAGCGGAACUGGCCUCCUCUUGCGUUGCAUCUCAGGAUCCGGAGACCGAGCAGGAGCAGAAACUCACGCCUGAAAGCGCCACGGCAAUCGAGGGCGAAGCAGAGGAGCUGGCACUCGUCUCAUCGGCGGCAUCCGCUGGGGGCGAUGAUGAGGAUGAGACUUCACCGCAAUCCACGCCGAACUCGCAAUCGCAAGACUCAUCCAACUUUCUGGGCUCUUCGAACGGAAGGAACAGCUCCCUAACUCGAGAGGCCAGCGUUGACACACUGGCAUCGAACCUGGCCGCCCUGUGUUCUGUGAAUCCGGACGAAUACCGAGCUCCAGUCAGCAUCUUCGCCAGCGGCAAUCUCUGUCUACCAUACCUGUCGCUUCCGUACAUGGAUCUUCUCAGCGAUCCGAUGGUGCUGUCCUACGUCAUUGGUACCUCCAACGUGCUGUUCCAGCAGAAACGCCAGCUGGCCGACGUACUGGUGGACAUUGAGGCGGCCAACCUGGAUGCACACGACCCGGAAUUGAAGCGUCAGCUCGUGCUGAGCACUGAGGACUUGCGCUACAUGGACUAUAUACUGAAGCAUGUGCAAACGCCCAAGGAGGAUGCCGAGGGGAGCGAGUACUGGAUACGGGAGCAAUUCCAGGGCUAUAUUUUGGCCCUAUUGCGCACCUCUGUGGCUCCUGAUGCCACUACCAAAGACAACGAUCAUUUCAACUCUCAAUUUAUGGGCGCAUUUAAACGGACGCAGUGCUUCCAAGAGUGGUAUGAUGUGCGGCCAGAUGCGGAGUUCUUUGACGCCCUGCCUUCGGGUCAUCCUUUUGCCGGGACCUUGUCCGUGGCGGACAUGAAACUGAAGCUAGCGCAAACCAUGCAGAACAGCGAGAGCGGACGAAAGAUAAACCAGGCGGUAAACACGACGAGCAGGGCAGUUGGAGGUGCCAUUUCCCAGGCCAAAGGAGCCUUCUCCAGCUGGUGGUCAUCGAUAACGACGGCGCCACCCAAUACAAAUCCCACGGCAGCACCCAAUGGUCCGGAUUCGGGCGAUGGCAGCGAGGCUGCAGCCGGAUUAGACUUCUCAGUGACAUUCCAGAACCAUAAAGAUAUGGAGGGCCUGGACAUGGCCGGGGUUAGCAUUCACCUGGCUGGCCAGGAGGAGACCCAAGAGCAGCAGCAGGGCAUUGUGGAGAUUGGACGCGAGGCAGAGCUUCUGGACAAAACCAGCAAUCCCGCAGAGGAACCGAAACCCACAGCUAUACGACCAUCGGGUUGUGGGGGAGAUGUGGCUGCUUCCUCCACGUCGUCGAUGGAGCACAAUAGCGGAGAUGUGUUCAUCGUUUGAAGGGAGAUGCUGCUGUACUAUUGAUCUUUGUAUAAAAUCGAACUAAGCUAUAUGAUAAUUAUUUAUUACGCAACAAAUUGUCUCAGUCUCAAUGUUGAAUUUAUCGUAACGACAUACUACUUCUAUUGUUUGUAACUCUGUAAUAGAACGGGCCAAGGAUGUUGGUCGGGAAGGUAAAGAGCAAGGCUACCGGUUAGGUCCUUGAAUUUCUUACGUUAAAAUUAUUUGAUUAAGCAAAAUUGCUUAUCUUUUCCAUUGGACUAUACAUUGAUCCAACCUAGUUUGUAACCAAUUGGCCAAAAUUAAUGUAAUUCUAUAUAUGAAUAUGUUUAGUUGUCCCCGAAUCCUUGCCACGCCCACCACUCAGUGUACAUUUGUGUCCAUGUGAACCGUUCCAAGUGCAAUUUGUUAUCCAAAAAUGAGAGCAUAAUCCAUUUGGCAAUAAGCAACUCAACGAAAUAUGAUAUUUAUAGAGCUCGAGUCAAGGCUCCUGCCGGACAGUUGCCACCUCCAUGAUAUUAGAGACUGUCCGGCCAGGAUUCUUGUACCAUGAUCCUGUGUCCAACUCUACCUAAUCCAAUUGUAAUUCUAAACAUUAAAAAAAAUUGUCAAAA